This is a messenger RNA of Malania oleifera, 1880 nucleotides long. RefSeq names its product pentatricopeptide repeat-containing protein At5g50990. Gene Ontology annotation, molecular function: zinc ion binding; protein binding; RNA binding. The transcript has a single exon. The record is from RefSeq and is a predicted model, not a curated record. NCBI's taxonomy places the organism in Eukaryota, Viridiplantae, Streptophyta, Magnoliopsida, Santalales, Ximeniaceae. Bases 126 to 1667 code for a protein of 513 amino acids. Gene Ontology annotation, biological process: RNA modification.
CCAGCUUUCACUGCGUCUUUCUGGCUCUGCUUCUCUAAUGUCGUUAGUCGAAAACAAGUGAAGAAGAAGGCAAGCAGGGCAAGAGAAGGGAAGGCAUGUAGAGAGUGCAGAGCAGGAUAUGGUCGAUGAUGAGACAUGGGGCAAAGAGGCUUUGUAAUGUUCAACUUCAAGUCUGCAAACUUUCCUCGGACUGUUAUUGCAUAACUGCAAUUCAAACCCACGCCAGAAUUGUUAAAUUAGGGUAUUAUGGAACUCGCCCAUCUCUCUUAGCCACUCUAAUAUCAGCAUACGCUUAUUGUAAUCGACCUAAUAUUGGUUCUCGGCUUAUAGACGAGAUCACAACCUGGGGUUUCGAUUUGAUGAAUGCAAAUUCAAUCUUGACAAGUUUAACUAAAUCUGGAGAUCUUCACAUUGCCCGUGAGAUAUUUGAUAAAAUGCCUGCGCGAGAUGUUGUCACCUGGAACGCAAUGAUUGCAGGAUGUCAAAGAAAUGUUAGCUUUCAGGAGGGGUUCAGACUCUUCCGGAGGAUGCUGGGCUCCAAUGUGGAACCGGAUGGAUUCACAUUUGCUUCCCUUAUCGCCAUGUGCGCGCGGGUUGGGUCGAUUAAGCUUGCAGAAUGGGUGCACGGUUUAGUGAUUGAGAAAAGAAUUGAAUUGAAUGCCAUACUGAGUUCUGCGUUGAUAGACGCGUACUCAAAAUGCGGAAAAAUAAGAAUUGCCAAAGAGGUUUUUGAUAGCGUUCAACACGGUGAUGUGUGUGUUUGGAAUGCUAUGAUUAACGGGCUAGCCAUUCACGGUCAUGCUUUGGAUGCCAUCACAUUGUUCUCACAGAUGGAAUUAGAAAAUGUUCCGCCUGAUUCUAUAACUCUUCUUGCUAUUUUGAAGGCUUGCAGCCAUUGUGGUUUGGUUGAACAGGGUCGCAAGUAUUUUGAUCUAAUGUCCGGACAUUACUCCAUUCAGCCACAGCUUGAGCAUUAUGGAGCCAUGGUUGAUCUCCUUGCUCGAGCUGGGCUCCUGGGAGAAGCUUGUGCGAUAAUUAAGGCAAUGCCAAUGAAGCCAGAUGUUGUCAUAUGGAGGGCGAUUCUUAGUGCUUGCAGGACUCAUAAAAACCCGGAAUUGGGCAAAGUUGCCAUUGCAAAAAUAUCAUGUCUCAAGAGUGGAGAUUAUGUCUUGCUUUCAAAUCUUUACUGCUCUCUAAAGAAUUGGGAUGAUGCAGGGAGAGUGAGAGAAUUCAUGAGAAGAAAGAGAGUUCACAAAAAUCGUGGAAAGAGUUGGGUUGAAGUUGCAGGAGUCAUUCACCAAUUCAAGGCAAGUGAUCGGUCACACUCUGAGACAGAAUCAAUAUACAAAUUGUUGGAAGCGUUGAUCAGACGAGUCAAGUUGGAGGGAUUCACUCCUACAACUGAGUUGGUUUUUAUGGAUGUGUUGGAAGAGGAAAAGGAGGGUAAUUUGCAUUCUCACAGUGAAAAAUUGGCACUGGCGUAUGGGCUUUUAAAAUCUAGUCCUGGAACAGAAAUUAGGAUUUUGAAAAACCUCCGCAUUUGUGAUGACUGUCAUUGUUGGAUGAAAAUAGUUUCGAGAGUGUUAGGCCGAGUAAUAAUCUUGAGGGAUCGGAUCCGCUUUCAUCAGUUUGAAAAUGGUCUGUGUUCUUGUGGAGACUAUUGGUAGUUGGUGCCUAGAAUACAAUGUAGAGAUUUGGGUCUGUGGGUUUGACAUGAGUUCAGCCUGUUCAUCCAGGGCGUCAGUAAUGUUGUAAUGUUGGAUUUAAAACUAUGUCUUGUAGUAUAGGGGUUCAGUAUAAGGACAACAAAGGAAAUUUGAUUAUUAUCAUGGAGAUUUUGUAAGGCUAUGGAAUAUAAUUGACAAACUAUGCUUUUUUUU